Molecule: messenger RNA, 4750 nt
Organism: Eriocheir sinensis (Chinese mitten crab)
Lineage: Eukaryota; Metazoa; Arthropoda; Malacostraca; Decapoda; Varunidae
Product: TBC1 domain family member 2B-like
Exons: 17
Coding region: 192-3329 (1045 amino acids)
Source: RefSeq, a predicted model, not a curated record
AAGGCCAGACCACCUAGCUGGGCCAUAGGGGUCUGUGUGGUCUGAAUUUCUAUGUAAAUCUAUGUAAACCAGAAGGUCAGGGGUCUUCACGGCGUCUAUAGCGCGCGGUGUUUGGGUCGCGGCGUCUAUUGCAGGUGUUGUUUACGUGUGAGGAAGGGAAGGGCGGCGCCGCGACCCUGCCCGCCCCUGCCAUGUUCUUCCCGCCGCCAGCCUCCCCCCCCGCGGCGGCAGGGGAGGCGGGGGAGGAGAAAUACACGGUGGAGCUGAGGAGACGAGGUGACGGGGAGCACAGCAGGGAGCCCCGUGCCCGCCCCAGGACGUGGUCACGGGCCCCGGACAGCCUGGAGAAGAUUGAGGAGAGUGAGGCUGAGUCCGGCGCCAGGAAUCCUCGCACGGGGUACAGUCUGUCGGGUUACCUGUACAUCAUUACCAACAAGAUGCACCUGCCCGCCUUGAAGGGCCUCGGGACGGCGCCGAAGAAGAGAUGGUUCGUGUACUCGGACAGCGUGUGUAAACUGUAUUACUACAAACAGAAGGAUGAGUCAGAGCCCCUCGGCAUGAUUGAUAUAUCGCUUGCCACUUUCUACUUCGACCCCGAGAACAAGAAUGAAGGACAGUUCAGUAUUAGAUGGGGCAACAAGGAGAUAGUGCUGGAGGCAUUGUCAGCCCAGGGCCGCACGGAUUGGCUGGAGCAGCUUCAGACUGCGAGGAGGGAGUUCAGUCAUCGGCGCACAGCUACCAAGACUCCUGCAAGCAAGACUACAUCAACCAAGCGUCCUGAGACAGGGCUGAUUCAGGAGGACAACAAGGCCUCCAUAGCUGACAUUCCAGACCCCCACCAUGACCUCCAAUUGCCUGUUAUGCGCUCAGCAGACUCUGACCUUCCGUCCAGACCCCACUCCACCCCUCUCUCGCUCGCCAUUUCCAACCUCCUGCCACACACGCCAAAAAUAUUUAAAGGCAGCCCUAGUAGUGAGUCCCUGCGGUCACCCACAAGCCCCCUUGGCUCACGCAACAGCAUAACCAGCUCCCCCACGGAGGAUUUGAGCUUUGGAAACCUGAGCCGAAGACUCAGGAGUUCCCUGAGGGGUCGUAAGUCUCAUGAGGGAAAAGAAGUUACUGAAGUCACUAAUGUUCACAAACCAGCCACUUGCAAGAAGUGUGAAGAGUUACAAGCGGACCUGAUAAUGAUGCAGGAGGAGCACACUGCCACCCAGGACGAGUAUCAGGCAUCCAGAGAGGUGAUAAGUGUUCUGCAGAAGGAGCUGGAAUCACUACAGCAAGAGAAAGCCACGCUAAUCAGCCUUGACCGCAGUGACCUCACAGACCAUCAUGUAAUUGAGAUCCUGCGAGGGAAGGACCGUCGCAUUGUCCAGCUGGAACAUGAGACUCAGGAGUCAGCCAAAGAGAUCGCUCAUCUGGAGGAGGAGCUCUCAAGGGCUCGGCAGCACCAUGAACACCUCAGUGAGAAGAUAUCGAUGCUCUACUGCCUGGUGGAGGCCAAGGACAAGGCAAUCGUCAGCCUCACCCACGAAAUUGACGUAAUCAAGCCACCCACUCCCAACAACUUCACUUCCAUGCCCAACUCCUGCUUCUACUCCUACCCAAGCUCUCCAGCCUCACCCUCCUUCCCCCACGACAUCCCAGAGUUUGUCACCCGUGGCACACAGACCUCAGACAUGGAGGACGAUGUGUUGAAGGAUUCGGUGGAGGCAUACAAGGCCCAGAAUCUCUUCCUCAACAAAGAGAUCCUUGAACUGAACCUUCUUCGGAAACAUGCAGCCGACAGGGAGGACAAACUGAUUACAGAGUCGAGUGAAUGGGAGGCCAAGUUUUACCAGAUCCAGAGCAAGUACCUCCUCCUCCUCAACGAGCUGCACUCCCCCCAGGCCGGCCAGCACGACCGCUCCAUCGUGUCCCAGCUCCUCCAGGACGUGGUGGGAGCUCGUGAUCCUCCUGCGCUCAAAGUACUCCAGAGCAAGGGUCGUGAGUAUGACGAGUACGGCUUCUGCAUCACAGCACCUGAAGACGGAACACUGGAGGCCAAGGCUGCGUACCUCCAGAAGCAGUCACAGGCUCUGGCAUACCAGGCACAGCAAGGCGCUUCAUCCUGGGAGAGUAAAUGGGAGAGUUUUCUGGCAGGGACGAGUGCCAAGGAGCUGCACACCUGCCCGGAGCUCAAGUACCUCAUCAGGGGAAGCAUCCCAUACCAGUACAAGGGUAAGGUGUGGCGGCUGCUGAUUGAAGCGGAGGUGCACCCCCUGAAGGCUGCGCUGCCGUCCAACUACUACCAAGACCUGCUAGCGCGCCACACCUCCUCCUCCUCCACCCUGGACCCGGCGACCAAACAGAUUGAGCUUGACCUCCUGAGAACGCUGCCCAACAACCGCCACUACGAAACUUUCUUCUCGGAUGGAAUAGCCAAGUUGAGGCGAGUCCUUUUGGCCUUCUCCCGGCACAACCCACAAGUCGGAUACUGUCAGGGUCUCAAUCGCCUCGCUGCCAUUGCGCUUCUCUUUCUGAACGAGGAGGAUGCGUUCUGGUGCCUCAUCUACAUCGUGGAGUACCUGAUGCCGCCAGACUACUACAACAAGCACCUGCUGGGCUCUCAGGUGGACCAGCGUGUCCUGAAAGACUUGGUCGCAGAGAAACUACCACGGCUCAGCAACCACCUGGCUCGCCACGGUCUCGACAUCUCCCUCUUCACCUUCAACUGGUUCUUGUGUGUGUACAUCGACAUCAUCCCGCCCAUCACCUACCUCACCAUCUGGGACUCCUUCCUGUACGAGGGCUCCAAGGUCCUCUUCCGCUAUGCCUUGGCCAUCUUCAAGCUGUGCGAGGAGGGGAUCCUUGAGCGCUGCGACUACAUGGAGAUCUUCACCUACCUCCGCUCGGUGCCUGACCCCAUCACGGACAUACCCAGACUGCAGGAGGUGGCGUUCCAACGGGUCAACCCUCUGUCUAAAAAUUACCUGAGAAAGCGAAGAGAAUACCACAGAGCCAUUGUCGAGGCGGAACUGGCGGAGGUGGAGGCGAUGCGAAAGUCCUACCACGCCGCAAAGGCCGCUAAGGAGGCGAAGGAAGCCCCCGACGCCCUCCCCGCCACGCCCGUGAACUCCCCGCCCUCCACCGAAGACGAAGGGGAGGGGGAUACCGACCCUUCCUCCUCCCCCAAGGCCGCGGAGGGACAGGGCGGGGGCAGCGGGGGGCGGGGCGGGGUGGGGCUGCACUUCGGGGCCCUCCGGUCAGUAGUCUUCGAGAGGAAAGAUGAGGUGAGCCACAAGAUUGAUGAGGCGUCCGUGGAGGCCAGCGAUAAGGGCAGGGAGUGAGUUAUGAAACGCCUCGCUCACACCUUCCUCCCCGUGGUGUUAUGAGCCCCCCCCCCCGUGGUGUUUGUCCCCCUCUCCUCCCCUUCCCCUCCGUUUCUGUUACUUAGCUACGUUUGUGCGCUCUUUUAACACACGUGAAUUUCGCCGUAAGGACAGGGAGCGAAUUAUGAAAGUUGCCCAUCGCCUCCCUCCUUGCCUCCCUCCCCGCGGUGAUGUGACUCCCCGCCCCCCGCCCCUCCUGUGCUCUCUCACUUUAACACACGCAAAAUUCAUCGUGGACAGCGUGUUGCAUUCCCAUGACACUAAUAGUAUUAUCCUUAGACGCGUCCGCCUCUCACAUCAACUAUUUCCAAAGACCAAAAAGUUGAUUAAUCGGGUUCUAAUGAAUGUCUUUAUAGGUUCGUGGUACAGAGGAAGGGUCAAACUACCACCAGGGUCAUAAAACUACCCCUGGAAAUGCCCCAAACUCCCACGAAAGCCUUGUCAAAUGUGUGGGCUUGGGCGACGAUAUGUUUAAGAAUAUGGACCUAAGCCUCUGUUUUAGGUUGCUCAGAGUGACAGCAUUUUAGUUUGGUGUCAUUAUAAUGGCGCGCAGGUCCUGUAGGUUGGAUAAAAUUUGUAUAUUUUGGUUUCCUGUUGCCAUUCACAAAAAAAUAAUCUCACAUUUUGCAGACUUAAACACUGUGACCGUGCCGGAUUCCCACUGUGCUGAGUUACUUACAAAGUCAUACAUUUUAAGGAAAUAUUCAUAAUAUGCUGUAUAUAGGCUCCUACAUAUAUAUUUUCAAAUUCUAUAAUAUAUAAUACAUCAUGGAAAUAUUUAUGAUACGCCUGUCUUGUGCCUGGGUGUACACGAAUAUAUAUAUUGAAUGCUCCACCAUAGUCAAGGAGCUUAUUUCUUGCCAUAGAGAAAAGUCAGUGAUGAAAGGACUCAAAAUCCUUUAAUGUUUAAUGAUAGUUUAUUUUAGCCCCAAAGUUGGAAAUUAAAAGAAGCACGUAAAGAAAUAAUUUAUGUGACCCACAGAAAAGUUUACAGUCUUUACUUUCCAGUGAUGAAAUGCAAUGUGAAACUAAUCAGAAAUGUUCCUUACAGAUUCCAUUUUUUCUUUGAUUAUAUUUGAUUUGAUUUUAGUCUUGGAGAUAAAUCAAUAAUCUUACAAUACCACGUGAUCUACCUUAGUGAUAUUAGUACCAUGACGAUCGUUGUAGCAUCAUCAAGAGGAGUGUAGGACAAUGGAGUUAACGCCUGCACCCACCAAUUAUCAUAACAGUCAUAACACCACAAAAGAACAUGUCAUACCUUAGCAGAGUAUAAUAGUCCAUCUUGCUGCUGUACUUCAUUAUAGAGCGUCUGUGGUGUUAUGGUUAUAUAGUAGAUCUUUUUUAAUAUGGCUCCUCCUUAUUGACAGGGUUUUCAUGAU